This is a messenger RNA of Penicillium samsonianum, 921 nucleotides long. Its product is annotated as urease accessory protein UreF. The transcript is spliced from 2 exons. The record is from RefSeq and is a predicted model, not a curated record. Gene Ontology annotation, molecular function: nickel cation binding. Lineage: Eukaryota; Fungi; Ascomycota; Eurotiomycetes; Eurotiales; Aspergillaceae. The coding region runs from base 1 to 921 and encodes 306 amino acids.
AUGCUCCUUGAAGACACUCAAGAUCUCGAAGCCGAGGUCACCCUCCUUGAGUCGCGCCUCCAAGAUGCCCGCACUCAACUAGCAGCCUCCGAAUACCCCAGCCCACCCUCCUCAUGGGCCGUUAAAGAACCAUAUAAUACCAAUAAUAACAAACCUAAUACCUCAAUCCGCACAUCUCUUCACGCCCUCCUCCUCCUCUCAGACUCCGCCCUCCCACUAGGCUCCUUCGCCUACUCCAGUGGACUCGAGUCCUACCUAGCACACAACAAACCCUCGCGCACUGCCCCAAUAACCUCCUUCCACCGCUUCCUCAAACUCUCCAUCGCCUCAAUCGCAAGCACAUCCCUCCCCUACGUGCUAGCCGGAUAUCGAGAACCCUCAACCCUCGACACACUAGACAACGACCUGGACGCAUCAACGCCGUGCAUCGUCGCGCAGCGUGCAAGCAUUGCCCAAGGCCGCGCGCUCAUCGGCGUCUGGGAGCGUGCAUUCAGAGUCAGCUUCGCGGGCCCCGACAGCCCGGUUUCUGAGGAAACCGAUGCGGCCGUCGCUGCUAUUGAUGAUUUGUCCGAUGCGUUGAAGUCUUGUCUCGAGGAAGACGAGGAUCUCGGCCCCAAGGGCCACUUUGCCCCGCUGUGGGGUGUGGUCUGUCGGGCUAUGGGUCUGGACUUGCAGCAGACAGCCUAUGUCUUUGUUAUGAAUCAUGCUAAGGCGGUGCUGAGUGCGGCUGUCAGAGCGGGUGUCAUGGGCCCUUACCAGGCGCAGAAUGUGUUGGCUGGUCAGGCGCUGCAGGAUACGAUGAUGAAGCGCAUUGCGCGGGAGUGGAAUACGCCUGUUGAGCAGGCUGGACAGGUUGUCCCUGCGCUGGAUCUUUGGGUUGGGAGGCAUGAGUUGUUGUAUAGUCGGAUCUUUAACUCGUGA